AUGUUUCCAUGGGUCCAAUUCAUGAAACGAGAAAAGGGAUUCCUUGGUGAAGAGGAGGCCGCGGACAUCAUAGCGCCAAGUUAUCUCGUCUCACAAAUAGACAGAGACAAACACGAAGAUGGGAAUAAACGUCUGACGCUUGGAUUGCUCGUUGCUGCCUUCUUGAGGCCGUCAGGGACGAAAGCCCACGGACUCGACCACCACUGA
Colletotrichum lupini is the source of this 207-nucleotide messenger RNA. RefSeq lists its product as uncharacterized. The transcript has 3 exons. Bases 1 to 207 code for a protein of 68 amino acids. NCBI's taxonomy places the organism in Eukaryota, Fungi, Ascomycota, Sordariomycetes, Glomerellales, Glomerellaceae. The record is from RefSeq and is a predicted model, not a curated record.